AUGGAACUGCUUUAUAUUGUCUAUUGUGGAGCCAUGGGAGUCGUCGGAAUUCAUUCGCUGCUCUUCUUCUACCACCUCUUCCUCAGUCCCCUCCGUCACUUCCCCGGUCCAAAGCGAGAUGCUCUCUCCCAAUUGGUCUGGGUCUACUAUCUAGUCCAGGGCAACUCAUGCAAAUAUAUCGCCCGCCUCCAUGAAAAAUACGGUGAAGUGGUCCGCACCGCGUCGAAUGAGAUCUCCUUCACGACUGCCACCGCGUGGCAGGAGAUUUACGGAAAAAAAGCGAAAUGGCAGGAUAUCUAUGAGAAGAACGAGAUUCUCUAUGUAUUUGGACCGCAGCCAGUCCUGAACAUCUUCUUUUGCGCAAGCAGAGAGCAUGCAAGGAUACGGAAGCACAUUGCCCCGGCAUUCUCUGGAAAGGCCCUGAGUCAGCAGGAAGUUCUUAUCCGUGACAGCAUCCACCAACUCAUUCAGGCCUUGCGCACUCGCUCCGGAAAUGCCUCGUUUCCUGAUGAGAAUGGUGUAGUGAACAUGUCAGCAUGGACAACAUUCCAAGUGACAGAUGUACUGACAUCAAUGGCCUUUGGGAAAAGCUGGGGGACAUUAGAAUCGGGAGAAUAUCCCCAGUUCAUUGUGGACCUAUAUGGAACGCUGAAGGAUUCAACCAAGGUUCGUGCUGCGCAUCGAUUGAAGCCUUACCAUCACGUUAUCAAGCGGUUGGUCUCCAACGACCUGGGCAGAGCUUUUAUGGAAUACUUCGAGAGUGCCCAAAAAGCGUUAGAUAAGAGAUUAGUCGUCAAUGAUUCCCAGCGGAAAGACUUUGUGACGUAUGUUACCGACGGCCUUACCCCUGAGGAAUUGUUUGAAAAUUUGAACAUGCUUGUCGUGGCCGGUCUGGAUUCAACAGCGACAAUUCUCAAUGCGGCUAUCUACUAUAUCACGCACGACCUAUCCAGCUAUCAGAAGCUAGCUGAAGAGAUUCGCAGUGCCUUUCGCACAGAAAAGGACAUCACUAUUACUGGUGUAUCAGGCCUGAGAUAUCUGAAGGCGGUACUGGAUGAGACGAUGCGACUCCAUCCAAGUGUGCCCGUAGGUUUGCCACGUCUCGUUCCCAAAGGCGGUCGUUUCAUUGACGGUCACUGGGUUCCUGGGGGGACCUGGGUCUCCGUUACUCAGUAUGCGGCAUAUCGGUCUUCGAGAUACUUUUCGAAGCCCCAUGAAUUCAUCCCGGACCGAUGGAUGGACGAAUCCAAUUACGCCGGCGACAAUCGUUUUGUAUUCCAUCCAUUCUCGAUUGGAACGAGAAGCUGCAUUGGGAAAACCUUCGCCUACGCCAAUAUGCGUUUAGUCUUGGCUUUCCUUCUCUGGAAUUUCGAUCUCAAGUUCCAGCCGGGGAAUGAUGAUCCGGACUCUCUUAAGGAAUACGGGUUGUGGGAACACCGGCCUAUGUAUGUCCAGGUUCAGGAGCGACAGUGA
Penicillium robsamsonii is the source of this 1473-nucleotide messenger RNA. Its product is annotated as cytochrome P450. Bases 1 to 1473 code for a protein of 490 amino acids. Gene Ontology annotation, molecular function: iron ion binding; heme binding; oxidoreductase activity, acting on paired donors, with incorporation or reduction of molecular oxygen. The record is from RefSeq and is a predicted model, not a curated record. The transcript has 4 exons. NCBI's taxonomy places the organism in Eukaryota, Fungi, Ascomycota, Eurotiomycetes, Eurotiales, Aspergillaceae.